AUGAUGCACCGGCUGCUAUGCGGGGUAGAGGGAACCCUAAGGAAAGAGCUGUACUUGGACAGCAUGUCGGGCAACGAGACCAAUGACUUUUUGAGCGUGCUGCAUCGGCACGAGGACAAGCAGCGCGCGCAGCUGGAGUUCGUUAGAGUGUGCGCGGGUCUGAGCGUGCUGGGCGUGACGGAGAGCGAGCAGAGAACGAUCUUUUGCUUCGCCCGGCCGCAGAGCGCCCAACGCGCUGCCGCCCUUCUCGGCACCACCGUCGAGGAGCUGUCGCGGGCGGUUUUCGGCGCGGGGGCGGGCACCCCGAACGGCUCCCGGCCGCCCUUUGGCGCCGCCUCGCCCGCAGGGGACAGAACGGGCAGUGAGGAUGAGGCGGUGGGAGCGGAGGCGCUGGAGGGGAUCGUCGUCGGGCUGUCCAUAUCAUGCUCGACGUACACCGUCAACUCGAUCUUGCUCGUCGACAGUCCCGGCUUCCAGAACCCGGCCACCUGCGGCCGACAAGCGGGCGCCUCCUUCGAGGACCUCUGCCACAACUACUUGCAGGAGCGGCUGCAGCUGCUCUUCCACCACACCAACCUGGUGGCGCCCAAGGACAGGUACCUGCAGGAGAACGUGGAGUUCGCGUUCGACGAGAACGAGAACGAGAACCUGAUCAAUCCGGCGCCGUUGGUCAACUUGCUGGACAAGACCGCGCAGAGCUCGGUGAUCAGGACGUCGCAGACCGACCUACAUGAAGAUGAAGAAUCAGUUCACCCAGGUUCGUCUGACGAGUCCUUCAUCGAAAGACUCUUCAGUCAUUACAAUGAAAGGGAUCACCAGCUGUUGCUGAGAAAAGCUCCGGGAAACAAUCAGUUCAUAAUUCAACACCUACAAGGUACCAAUCCAGUGUUGUACAGUGCCAAGGGUUGGUUGAAGUACAGUAGAGAGAAUCCAGUGUCUCGAGCAGCAGUGACUAUCCUUCAGGACAGUUGCAAAGAAGACAUCGGUAAAUUAUUUGUCACCAUACGAGGACUAGGUGCUUCCAGCUUUGGAGGAUCUGUGGUAGGACUAGAUGGAUCUCAAUCACUGAGAAGGGCUUCAAGCAUAAGAAGAACCUUCACUGGUGGAGCAGCUGGUAUCAAGAGAAAAAGUGUUUGUCUCCAGACAAAAUUCACAAUUGAUGGUCUGGUUGAAACGCUCAGGCGAACGAAACUGAGAUUCAUACAAUGUAUUCUACCUCAACAUAAUGCUGGGCUCUGUGAGGCAAAUGCUUCUUUGAUGGCUGUGAAAACGACUGGAGGACUCUCCGACGAGUCCCUCAUAAAUGUUCCUCUUCUCAGAUCACAGAUAAGAGGCGGACAAAUCUUAGAUGUCGUUCGACUCUACAAGCAAGGUUUUCCAAACUUCCUGCCGCUGGCCGAAUUCAGGAGAAGAUUCCACCUUCUGGCAGGCGAUCACAAGAUAUCCAGUCCUGUGCUCGAUGAACGGAAAGCAGUGGAAGAUAUGCUCCAAGCUUUGGAUUUGGAACUAUCCAGUUACAGAGUCGGUCUCAGCCAGAUACCAGACUUCAGUAGAGCUUCACAACUGCAGGCAGGUGAAUUCAUACCACAUUCAAAGGCUACCCAAAAAGGAAUAACUUGUUACACCACGAAGAAUUGA
Phaedon cochleariae (mustard beetle) is the source of this 1638-nucleotide messenger RNA. The record is from the annotation of a GenBank genome assembly. Lineage: Eukaryota; Metazoa; Arthropoda; Insecta; Coleoptera; Chrysomelidae.